AUGUAUUUAAACAUUAAAUAUAACUCUUGCAAUAAUAACCUUCAAUUAGAAGUUUUCUUUUGUAAAGGAAAAAUUUAUAAAACUUGCACUGUAUGUUUUAUUUCUAGAGAAGAAAAAAGAAUUGCAAAAAAAAAUAUAAAUAAUAACACUAUCAUGACUACUACUAUAGAAUCGAUUGCACUACAAACUCUUAGUAACUAUAUAGCUGAAUUAAUUUCUAAUGCUAAAAAUAAUAAUGAAAUUUCAGUUGAGAUAUAUUUGGAUCUUAAUAAUAAUAUUUUUUCAAUAUUAACAUUUGAUGAUCUUAAAUCGAUAAUAAGAAUAAUUAUUAACAAAAUUGAAAAAGAUGAUGAUUAUGCCUAG
Dentiscutata heterogama is the source of this 363-nucleotide messenger RNA. Lineage: Eukaryota; Fungi; Glomeromycota; Glomeromycetes; Diversisporales; Gigasporaceae. The record is from the annotation of a GenBank genome assembly.